AUGGAAUUGACCAUUAUUGCAGUAGGUGUGGGUUCUGUAAUCAUCUUCGUCAUUUUUGGACUGGCUUUGUUCAUAGUCGUCUCGAAAAGACGAGAAAUGAAGAAGAAGAUGCGAAAGACUGAUGGCCAUUUGACUUCAGAUGAGUUUAAUGCGACAUCUAGGGCUGGUGUCAGACAGGUAAUUCUCGUUGACUUGGCCAUUGUCGAGGACGUGGUCGUUCAGGGUGAUUUGUUGGUUCACUUGGAUGUGGAUCUGGUCAUCGAAUUGGACGCGUUACGAUGUUACGACGCAUAUGCACCGUCCAGCAUCGUAUCCCGGAGCUGUCGAAUCGUAGAAGAAAAGGUGGACGACGCAGUGAUGAAGAUUGUGAUUGUGAUGAACAAAGCCAGUGAUGCACUCGGCGCGUGCAACUGA
Molecule: messenger RNA, 414 nt
Organism: Notodromas monacha
Lineage: Eukaryota; Metazoa; Arthropoda; Ostracoda; Podocopida; Cyprididae
Source: the annotation of a GenBank genome assembly